CAACAAAAAAAAAAAUCCAGUCACAUUGUCUUCUCUUUCACAGAAGAAGAUUAAACACCAGAAUCCCCUAGGGUUUUGUUCGAUCUUCCAUGGCUACACAAUCUCUUUCACUACUUCACAUCUCACCUUCAUCUUCAUCUUCCGGUUACCGGAAUUCACACAAUUCUCCGCUCUUCACGCCUACGGUUAGGUCUUCAAUCGGACUUCAGUUCUCAAUUCAGCCUUUGAGUUACCGGAGUAAAACUUCUGGCCGUUAUUCCUCCAUCGUUGCAACCGUUUCUUCCACUCCUGCAGCUCCGACACCAGAGAAAGCAGCUCCUGAGAAAUCAGCCAAAUGGUCGUUUAGAUUUAUAAAGUCGUUUGCGAUGGGUGAAUUGGAAGCUAGGAAGUUGAAGUAUAAUAACACCGGGACGGAGUCCUUGUUGUUGGGCAUAUUGGUUGAGGGAACCAGUUUGGCUGCAAAAUUAUUAAGAGAAAGUGGUGUAACGCUUUUCAAAGUAAGAGAUGAAACUGUAAAUUUACUCGGAAAAUCAGACAUGUAUAUUUUCAGCCCUGAACAUCCUCCAUUGACCAAAGCGGCUCAGAAGGCCAUUGAUUGGGCAAUCAAUGAGAAACUAAAGUCAGGUGAAACAGGAGAAGUGACGACAUCGCAUUUGCUUCUGGGAAUAUGGGCACAGAAGGAAUCAGCUGGUUAUAAAAUAAUGGCUAAACUUGGUUUCGAUGAUGAUAAAGCUAAAGAGCUUGCUAAAACCAUGGACAAAGAAAUUAUUUUGAGCUACAAGAAGGGAGUUUAAAGAACCGUAUACAGGUUUUCCGCUUCAUCCCUCUGUUUGUUAGUUGUUUAGAACGAUUCGUUUACAACACAACAUGAAGCGAAGUGAAAUUUGUAAAAGCUAUAAAGAAAAUUCAAAAGGAUGACCAUUUUAUUAGUUGGAAAUUGGAAUAAAACUUUCCUAUUUAUUAUUUUCUUAUGUAAGAUUAUGAAAGACUGAAUGAUUAUUAUUGAA
This is a messenger RNA of Helianthus annuus (common sunflower), 1007 nucleotides long. Its product is annotated as ATP-dependent Clp protease ATP-binding subunit CLPT1, chloroplastic. NCBI's taxonomy places the organism in Eukaryota, Viridiplantae, Streptophyta, Magnoliopsida, Asterales, Asteraceae. The transcript has 6 exons. Bases 90 to 794 code for a protein of 234 amino acids. The record is from RefSeq and is a predicted model, not a curated record.